Diospyros lotus (date-plum) is the source of this 1212-nucleotide messenger RNA. RefSeq names its product single-stranded DNA-binding protein WHY2, mitochondrial. Gene Ontology annotation, biological process: defense response; regulation of DNA-templated transcription. The transcript has 8 exons. Lineage: Eukaryota; Viridiplantae; Streptophyta; Magnoliopsida; Ericales; Ebenaceae. The coding region runs from base 134 to 844 and encodes 236 amino acids. Gene Ontology annotation, molecular function: single-stranded DNA binding. The record is from RefSeq and is a predicted model, not a curated record.
UGCAAUAAAACAAAUCAUUCUCUUUUUAGGCGCUCGGUUCUCCCUCGAAUGAAAGCCCAAUAGGGAAGCAAAACGGCCUCUGAAUCGUCAACUUCUAAGGCCGAAGUCUCGCUGUGACUCUUGAGAAUCUGAGAUGUUGAAGCUUUUCUCUUCUAGCGUCAGGGAUCAAUUGUCUCUAAGGAAGCUGUCUGUAAAAGAUGUGAGGGAUGCUUUAUCAUUGCACCGUCUUAUCUCUCAUGCUGGCAUUUCUACUGCUAUAGAAACCUUUUCUGCUGAUGGGAAAUUUGCAAGCCGAAUAUUUGCUCCUUAUUCUGUUUACAAAGGCAAAGCUGCACUUUCUGCUACCCCCGUUCUCCCAAAAUUCACUAAAAUGAAUUCUGGAGGUCUUAAAGUUGAUCGCCAGGGCAGUAUUAUGUUGAGAUUUUGGCCUGCCGUUGGAGAGCGCAAGUAUGACUGGGAAAAGAGGCAGCUGUUUGCCUUGUCUGCAACGGAAGUUGGAUCUUUGAUAAGUUUGGGCCCAAAAGAUUCUUGUGAAUUCUUUCAUGAUCCUUCAAUGUUGUCAAGUAAUGCAGGACAAGUGAGGAAGAGCUUAUCAGUCAAGCCACAUGAUAAUGGUUACUUUAUUUCAUUGAGUGUUGUCAAUAAUAUCCUAAAAACCAAUGAUCGUCUUACAGUUCCUGUCAGUACUGCUGAGUUUGCAGUGAUGCGCACAGCUUUCAGUUUUGCUUUGCCCCACCUGAUGGGUUGGGACCGGUACACUAAUCAGCGGCCUAAUAAUAUGAUGCCUGAAGAUCCAUCAAAAGCUGCCCCACGUCGGCUCUUGGAUUCGGAAUGGGAUAAAUGAAGCUGUUGCUGUAAAAUAUCAAGCUCAUGCCUCUUUGUUGCAUUCUCACUUUUGAAGAUAAGUUAGCUGCUGGAUACUCUUUGACAAUCCUCUCAGCUGGAACUUUCUUAUGGAUUGAUGAAUAUUUUGGAAUGCCCCUAGAGAAAAAUUGUGCCCGAGUUGAGUACCAGUUGCCGCCUUGUGUGUUGUCUUAAAAGCGGGGGCUUGUUAGAAUGCGGGUUGUUGCUUUUAACUGUGCUUAAAUCUUCUUGGGGAAAGUUGUAUUUUGCUGAUAUCCUGCACCAGCAACUUGCAGUCCAUUUCUAGACACUAUCAUGCUAAUUGGGCGUUUAUCAUCAUAAUAUUAUAUGUUAAUGAAGUGGUAUAAA